Molecule: messenger RNA, 1040 nt
Organism: Meloidogyne enterolobii
Lineage: Eukaryota; Metazoa; Nematoda; Chromadorea; Rhabditida; Meloidogynidae
Source: the annotation of a GenBank genome assembly
UAAAUAAUAUUUAAAAAUAAUCACAAAAUUUAAUAUUUUAAUUUUCAAAAUCUUAAAACAUUUUUUAAGUAAUUUAAGAGAAAAAUGGCUCGUCGUGAACGUAACCGUAUGGAUGAACUUUCUGGUGCUGAAUAUUUGGCGAGUAUUUAUGGGACAGAAAAAGACAAAGUUAAUUGUUCAUUCUAUUUUAAAAUUGGCGCUUGCCGUCAUGGUGAAAAGUGUUCCCGGACUCAUAAUAUUCCUUCAUUUUCGCAAACUGUGCUUUUAAAGAAUAUGUAUCACAGUCCAAUAAUUAAUACACAAUUAGCAGAAGCAUAUUCGAAGCUUCAUUCAGCAAAUGCUUUAAUGCUAAAAUCUGGGGAAGAAGCUGAAAUUGAGCAGCGUUAUUUUGAAGAAUUUUUUGAAGAAGUAUUUACUGAACUUGAUUCAAAAUAUGGAAGGAUUGAAGAAAUGAAUAUUUGCGACAAUAUUGGUGAACAUAUGAUUGGGAAUGUUUAUGUUAAAUUCUAUGAUGAAGAGGAUGCUGAAGCUUGUGUUAAGGGACUUGAGAAUCGUUGGUUUAAUGGUGAACCUAUUUAUGCGGAACUGUCACCUGUGACUGAUUUUCGGGAGGCUUGCUGUCGACAGUAUGAACUGGGUGAUUGCAGCAAGGGAGCCUUCUGCAAUUUUAUGCAUUUAAAACCUAUUUCGCGUGAACUUCGCCGCCGUUUAUAUGGUUCUCGAGCUAGAACGCCUGAUCGUUUUGGGAAAACACAGCCACGCAGAGAUCGUGAAUGGGAACAUGAUGAUCGAACUGAAAGAGACGGAGGAAGCAAUAGACGUCGUUCCCGAAGUCCGAGAGCAAGAAGACAUUGACAAGGAUUAUACACGCCAUUCCGUUAAAAUAAAUGAAAUAAUUCUCUACUUUAAAAACAGCAAAAAAUUGAAGGAUGGUUAAAUAUUGGUGUUUUCUUUAGUUUAUUUUUUAUAUAAAUUUUUUUGAAGAUGCGUUUAUCAAAUCUUUUCUUUUUGCUGAUAAAAAUACAAUCUAAAAGAUAGUA